AUGCUAACAAUACUUGAGCAAAUGGAACGGUUACGUGUGGCAUGGAAAGCAGCCGAAGAAAGAGCUAGUUAUCAAGAGCAAAUGAAUGCGAAAUCGUCAUCUGAAAUCGAGUCGCUGUCAUCUCAGCUCCGGCGAUGUAAUGCUGAAUUGGUUGACGCCCGUGCACAAAUUAGGGCUCAAUUGCAAGAAAUUCAUGCUAUGCGAGCAGACCUGGACGAGACGGUUGAUCGUUUAAAAUUAGUGAAGGAGCUGUUAAAGUCAGACCUCGACAAUCUUCCACCGGAAACUCGCAAACAACUUGCAUUUCUUCGUAAUCCUGAUCUUGGAAGGGCGAAUUCUAAGCAGGUGGCCAGAGAGCAUUACAUGGAAGGUGACACAGAAGAAACUAUGGAUUACGAUUUGAGUAGUAAUACAUUAGAUACACUUGAUGACGUUGAUGACGACGAACACGUAAGGCGUGCCAGAAACCAUUCUGUGGGUUUGCGAGGUCGUCGUUCCAUAUCGGGACAUGCACAUCCGGCAGGAUCUUCUAAACGAAGAAGCAGCCUUGUGCGUGACACUGCGCCAGCAACUAUCAGUGAAAACGACGAAACUCGUGAUUCUCCGCUUCCUCCAAAGCGAAUAAGGGAUACUACCGAAGAAAUCACAACCACAACUACCGUUACUGUCGAUCCGAGUAGGCGUAAGCCCUCACAGGCUAAGGUCACGAUUAGAAGAAGUAUGAACAGGAGUAUGUCGGCAAAUGAUCUGUUAGCAGGCCAGGCAAAAACACCAGCCAGUGCUGCGAGGACUCCAUUUGUUCCACGAACUGCUAGUACACUUGAAUUGCGAUCGCAGAAACGUAUCGGAAGUCGAUCUUGGACUCAUGGUAUGCCGAUUGCGACACGUCCUCAUAAUUUCCAAGCCCUCUCGACGUACUUCAAGAUCACCUCUUGCGAUGUGUGCCAUGGUGGAAUUAACUUCGCUGCAAAGCCUGCAUACAAGUGCCAUGAUUGCCUCCAACUUACUCAUGUUUCUUGCUCAUCCCGUCUUCUUUUGCCAUGUGUUCCUCGUACUGUUACUCUACCGCGCACUCCCAACAAACGCGGACAGCAGUUCUAUAAUCUACAGGAGAAGGGCAGCUUUCGAUCACUAACAAAAUUUCUUAAGGACUUUUGCCCUCCGUUGCCACCUAUGAUCGCCUAUCCCGUAAUCUACUGCGUGGUGGAUUUGGAGAAUCGAGGACUCAGUCGAGAAGGAUUAUAUCGUGUUCCAGGAAGAAAGGAUCACGUACAAAGUGUCUUGAAUGAGCUCCGUACAUCUCGUGGCGUCCCUAAACUCGCCUUCCAAGAUAUUGAAGUGAUUGCAGAUGUCGUCAAGUCGUUUUUGCGAGAACUGAGAGAUCCGCUCGUGCCAAAAUCUUCCCGUGAAGAAUUCAUCCGUGCCGCGCAGACAGGCAACAUUUUAGCCCUAAAUGUUGCCAUUUGUGAUCUUCCUCAAACAAACAGAGACACCUUGUCAUACCUCAUGCUUCACUUGCAGAAAGUAGAAGCAUUGAAGGACGUGAACAAGAUGUCUGCUGAGAACAUUGCCCGUUGCUUGGCUAUCCCAAUCAUGGGACAAACAGCAUAUCCUCGCGGCGAUAUACACGUGGCAUCGAGCGAUGCGCGUGAGAAAGAGCGCUCUGUAUUGCAGAUGUUGAAGAUGCCCUCGGAAUAUUGGCUUCAAUUCCUCAAUCCGGAAUCGUCAAGUCAAGAGGCAGCCGGUUAUGGUGUCACUCCAGCAUCCGCACCUCCCUAUGAGGAAAUUAGCCGAGUUCCCGCAUCAGCACCGCCCUACGAGUCGUGUCCAGAUCAAAGUAUGCUUGGUCCGCUCACAAAGUCUCCCACUUCACACCUUUUGCGACCUAUUCCGAAGCGACCUAAAAAGUUCUUCGAUAGUCCCAAAUAUGAUAAUAUGUAA
This is a messenger RNA of Haemonchus placei, 1941 nucleotides long. The record is from the annotation of a GenBank genome assembly. NCBI's taxonomy places the organism in Eukaryota, Metazoa, Nematoda, Chromadorea, Rhabditida, Trichostrongylidae.